Molecule: messenger RNA, 2406 nt
Organism: Lactuca saligna
Lineage: Eukaryota; Viridiplantae; Streptophyta; Magnoliopsida; Asterales; Asteraceae
Source: the annotation of a GenBank genome assembly
AUAAAUAAGUAGAACUCUGCCACGUGUCAAUCUAUAAGACCUCCAAAAUAGAGUUUUCCCGCUUAUUUUAUUCAUCUAUAUUUACAUAAAUGCCAUACAAUCCACAAUCAAUAAUUCCGGAAAAAUCUGCAAACAAAUAUGUUAAUCAAUCUGCAAUAUUUAUCUUUUUCAAACGUAAUCUUCAUUAUUUUGAAAGUUUGUUUAUUUUGAUUGCAAAUUAAAUCCCUAAAAAUCUGCAAUAUUUAUCUUUUUCAAACGUAAUCUUCUUAAUUCUUAUUCUUAUUUAUUCAAACGUAAAUAGCAUUCAUACGGUUAUUUUCUUUUUACCAUUCUGCUCCAGACGAAUUCUGCUCCAUAGUAAUAUUUGCAAACGUAUUCUUCUUCAUUCUUCUUCAUUCUGCAACGCUUCAAAAAUUAUAAUAUCAGGUUAGUGUAUUAAAAUAUCAGCAUUACUAAUAUUUCUAACCUCUUAAUUGUCUGAUUUACCAGUUUCUAUCAUUUUUCAUUUUAUUAGUGAUGUUCUUCUUCUUCCUUUUGCUAAUUCUUCUUAAUCAUGUUCUUCUUCUACCUUUUCAGUUUAAAAGAGGAAAUUAGUAAUAAAAAUGAGAACUUUAUUUUCUUUAAAAAAACUGUUCUUCAAAGCUUUAACUAUUACAAUAUGUUUUUUUUGUUUUGCUGUUUCAUUUACUUUGAUUUGCUGUUAAUUUAAAAGAUUCGCAUUCUACUGUAAAAUUCACAUUCUUCAUUCAUCCUCUUUCUUCGCAUGUUCCAGUCAUUUUUUUUCUUUUUUUUAGUUCAUUCGCAUUUGAGUUGUUUGUCUCACCAAAUACGAAAUGAAUAUUAACCAUAAUCACCUUCGCAUCUUUAACCCCAAUCCAUACAACCUCAUAUGCGAAACCCAAUUUUGAUUUGUAUUACCAAAUGCGAACAUUUUUGCUUUUACACGUGAAUUGCAUUUGACUCCAAUAUGCGAACAUCUUUAACCCCAAUCCAUACAACCUCAAAGCUUUAACUAUUACAAUAUGUUUUUUUUGUUUUGCUGUUUCAUUUACUUUGAUUUGCUGUUAAUUUAAAAGGUUGCUAAUUUUCCUUACAAUUCUAUAAUGAUUAAAUUUAUUGCAGAAAAUGGAAAUAGGAAAUAAGGUUUACCUAAAUAACAUUGACCAGAUAGAUGAAAAAUCGCAUAUCAAGGUUCGGGUGCUUAAAAUUUGGAACUUUGUCAGAAAUAAUAAAGUUUGUUCCAUUGAAAUGAUCAUCAUGGAUGAGGAGGGUACACAAUACCAAGCUCGUGUCUUCAAUCAGAAUUUCUCCAGAUUUCGUCAUCUUUUAAAGGAAGAUGAAAGUUAUAUAGUUAUAAAACUCAAUAUGGCUGCUGUUACUAAUGGUUUUAGUUAUACAGAUGUUAUUGGAUAUAUCGUGUCAUUUAGGCCUCUUGAAACUUCAAAUCCAGUACCAUCCAAGCAUUAUAUAAAAGUCACUCUUAGCAACCUAGAGUUGAAAUGUCAUGACAAUUUCGGUAUAACUGAAAAAAGCAUAACUACACUUCAAAGCUACUCUUCUUCAUAUACAGAUGACUUUAAGGGCAAUUUUCCAUUAAAAACAAUCUGUGAGAUCACCGAACCAAUUAAGGAAAUGAAGUUUUUAUUAGUUGCUUCCAUUGUUAAUAUAAGGCAGAAUCUACCAUGGUAUUAUGAAGCAUGCAAAAAAUGUGGAAAAAAAGUUAUCCCUGUUCCCAAAACCAAUCAUUCGUAUACCAACCCUGAGGGAAUUUCCGAAACUAUGGUUGUCGAGUGUACAAAUGCACAAUGCAAAAAAUCUGAAUUUCAGUAUAUAAUUCCAAUUAACGUACAAGAUUGUACUAGAACCAUUGGAUUGACUCUUUUUGAUAGGGAAGCAAGGAGGUUGUUAAAUAUAAGUGCCUACGAGUUGAAAAAGAUACAUGAUGCGGCUGGAGACAAUGAUGCCCUAUUUCCAAUGCAACUUAAUGUGUUGAAAAACCGCAAGUUUGGUUUUGUUGUAGAUAUUACAAAAUACAAUGUCAACAACUAUAAUAACAUCUACACAGUUCUCAGAGUUACAGAAGAUAUGUCCAUUGUUUGUGAAUUGGAAAGUAAAAUAGAACUUAUGAGUAAUCAAUUUGUCGCCUUAAAUCAAGUUGCUUUGGAAUCCGAUGAUGUUGUACAGCCUGUUCAAAAGGAUGUGAUCUCACAAACAGACGAAAGUUUUACACCCUCAACAGUUGAUAAGUCAACUGCAACAAGUCCUUGCAAAAUAUCAGGUGAUUUGAAGCGCAACCUCCAAGAAAUUUAUGAUGUUGAUUCUGGAUAUGAUUUAAGUUCAACUAAGGCUAAAAGAAAGUCAACCGCAGAGGAAACUCCACUCUUGAUUCCAAAAAUUGAAAAGUGA